Glarea lozoyensis ATCC 20868 is the source of this 1998-nucleotide messenger RNA. Its product is annotated as Prokaryotic type I DNA topoisomerase. Gene Ontology annotation, molecular function: DNA topoisomerase type I (single strand cut, ATP-independent) activity; DNA binding. The transcript is spliced from 5 exons. Gene Ontology annotation, cellular component: nucleus. Gene Ontology annotation, biological process: DNA topological change. The record is from RefSeq and is a predicted model, not a curated record. The coding region runs from base 1 to 1998 and encodes 665 amino acids. NCBI's taxonomy places the organism in Eukaryota, Fungi, Ascomycota, Leotiomycetes, Helotiales, Helotiaceae.
AUGCCAGGAAGAAUACUUUGUGUGGCUGAGAAACCCUCGAUUUCCAAGGCUGUAGCAGGGCAUCUAUCAGGUGGGCAGUUUACGACCACCGAGACCCGCAAUAAAUACAUCAAAAACUACACGUUUACAUUCAACUUUGGACCUCCAUGGGGGGAUUGCGAAGUUGUUAUGACAAGUGUCUCCGGUCACCUGACAGAAGCAGUCUUCCCUUCUGGGUAUGAAUCAUGGGAGCAUCCACCACCCGUGACAUUGUUUCGUGCGCCUGUGGAAGUGAGAGUCGACCCAGAGAAGGACGAUAUUUCAUCCAACAUCCAGAGUCAAGCCAGGGGUGCGAGAGCACUCUUCAUCUGGACUGAUUGCGAUAGAGAAGGCGAACAUAUCGGACAUGAAGUUCGCACCGAGGCACUCAAAGGGAAUCCAAGAAUGCAGGUGAAGAGGGCAAGGUUCAGUAAUAUCGAAAGAGCGCAUGUGCUUAAUGCAGCGAAAAACCCAAUUGAUCUUGACGAUCGACAGGUUCAUGCGGUUGCAGCGCGUAUUGAACUUGACCUACGUAUUGGAUAUGCAUUCUCUCGUUGGUUGACAAUUAGUCUUAGGCGUCUUGGUGGUUCUCUUGCCACUCAAGAUAAUGGAAAGAGCCGAGUACUCAGCUACGGGUCGUGUCAGUUCCCAACACUUGGUUUUAUAGUCGAUCGAUAUUUUCGUGUUCAAAAUUUCCGGCCUGAGCCCUUUUGGUCAAUAAGAGUGAUGCAUACCCGGGACAACAUCAACGUAAAUUUCUCGUGGAAACGAACUCGACUCUUCGAUCGUGCGGUUGUGACGAUUCUGUUCGAACGCUGCAUCAUCGCUAAAUUAGCAACAGUCAGUAAGAUCCAGGACAAGCCAACCAAGAAAUGGAAGCCUCUCCCGCUUACAACCGUCGAACUACAAAAGAAUGCUGCGAGAUUCUUGCGAAUGACCAGUCAGAUGGCUAUGACCGUAGCCGAGACGCUUUACAACAAAGGCUUUAUCUCUUAUCCCCGAACAGAGACCGAUCGUUUUGACAAAGGUAUGAAUCUUCAAGCGUUGGUAGAAAAACAGACACAGGACAACCGCUGGGGACAAUUCGCACAAGGUCUCAUGAAUGGAGGUUUCAACUGGCCAAGAGAAGGACGCAAUGAUGAUAAGGCUCAUCCACCCAUCCACCCUGUAAUCCACGUGAAUAGGACAGCCCUCAACGACGACGAAGGCCGAGUCUAUGAAUUCAUAACCCGUCGCUUUCUGGCCUGCUGUUCCGAAGACGCAAGAGGACAGUCUUCUGACGUUGAAAUCCUUUACGGGGAUGAGUAUUUCAAUGCACACGGCCUCGUUGUUACGGAGAGGAAUUACCUAGAUGUGUAUCCAUAUGAGAAUUGGCAUAGCAGCCAACCAUUACCCCAAUUUACUAUGGGUGAGAGAUUUGAACCUACUGAGGCGAUGAUGAACGAAGGAAAGACUACCGCCCCAGGGUAUCUAACGGAACCAGAUUUGAUUGCUCUGAUGGAUGCUAACGGCAUUGGCACUGAUGCCACUAUGGCAGAGCAUAUCGCUAAGGUUCAAAACAGAGAUUACUGUAUUACAAGGCCAAAAGUCGGCGGCGCAGUCAACAAUGACGAUGAACCAGCUAGCAGAGGUGCUAGAGGCGGCCGCGGUGGCAGAGGUCGUGGACGGGGUGGAAGAGGAGGAGGAGCCGAACCCGCCAGCGGAGGAAAUAACGGAAUCCUCGAGUUCAUACCUACAACACUCGGUGUAGCACUCAUUCAAGGUUUCGAGAAUAUGGACUUAGAAACGAGUCUAGGAAAGCCGUUUUUGCGAAAGGAAAUGGAGUCACGCAUGAAAGAUAUCUGUGAAGGACGCAUUACGAAGAACGAGAUGAUAAGACAGAGUAUUAGUCAGUAUCGACAGGUGUUUGAGGAUUCGACAGAAAGAUUGCCUGUGUUGCAAGCGGCUUGUCGACGAUAUGUUUUGAAUGCUGGACAGUGA